Molecule: messenger RNA, 1446 nt
Organism: Penicillium odoratum
Lineage: Eukaryota; Fungi; Ascomycota; Eurotiomycetes; Eurotiales; Aspergillaceae
Product: putative cyclin-dependent protein kinase complex component
Exons: 2
Coding region: 1-1446 (481 amino acids)
Biological process (GO): regulation of cyclin-dependent protein serine/threonine kinase activity
Cellular component (GO): nucleus; cyclin-dependent protein kinase holoenzyme complex
Molecular function (GO): cyclin-dependent protein serine/threonine kinase regulator activity; protein kinase binding
Source: RefSeq, a predicted model, not a curated record
AUGGGAUCCAUCGUCGCAAACCACGUGUCGAAUAAGAUCGACAACAUGUUCGGAGGCAACUCUGAGGUUUACUCGAGCACGUUCGAGGGCCGCUCUAGAUCGAUCUCCUCCAACACCCCCACCACCGCCCCGCUAGACUCUGCUCGGCUUCCCGCGCAUUCAAACGACAUCUCCUCCUACUCCCAACCCUCCCACUCCCACAAGGACCUGUCCCAUCCUUCGCCAUCCAUGACCUCCUCCAACUAUGCCUUUCCGACCGAUCACCCUUCUCACUCCAACACGCAGACCCCUAUUGGCCAUGUUGACAACCCGAUGAUGGCUGCACCGCCUGCACCACCGGCCUAUACCCGGUCUCCAGACUCCCCGCGCCUGCAGCCGACCUUUCGAACGAUGCAGUCGGUCCCGGGGUCGGAGGCCAACUCCCCUAGCCGCAUCCGCGUCCGAAGCUUGUCGCACAUCCAGAGCCUAGCCAGUGAAGAAUUCCUGGCCCCACCCCCACGAUCACACGCGGCUGGACUUGGCUCGCCACAGCGACAAUUCGAAAUCAGUUCGAUGCCAGUGGGCGACGUGAUCGAAAUGGUAGCCGGCUUGCUCACCAAGAUCACUACGACCAACGAUUUGCACCACGAACAUACACAUCGCCACAUUCCUCCGCCAGAGGGGACCAGCAACCUCAGUCCACAAGCCACCAGUGUCCUAGCAUUUCACGGAAAGAAUGUCCCCAGCAUCACCAUCCUCAGUUACCUCACCCGCAUUCACAAAUACUGCCCUACGACCUACGAGGUCUUUCUCAGCCUGCUGGUCUACUUUGACCGCAUGACCGAUCUGGUCAAUCGGGGACAGGUCCAGCCACAACACCAUUGGGAACCGACCGUGGACGAAUCGACUGAAUCUUCUCCUGAUCCAAUGGACACCUCGACAGAUCGGCAGCCACAGGAUCACGACUCCUCAAUAGCCACUCCACCCUCCUCCGCACCCAUGACUGCACAAGAGCCAAAGAGCCCCAACACAUCGAUCUCCCCGGGCCUGUACCCUCAGAUGGACGAAGAGAGCCUGUCUCAAUAUUUUGUGGUUGAUAGCUUUAAUAUCCACCGGCUGGUCAUCGCGGGCGUGACUUGUGCAAGUAAAUUCUUCUCUGAUGUCUUCUACACCAACUCUCGAUAUGCAAAGGUUGGUGGUCUCCCACUUGUGGAGCUCAACCAUCUAGAACUCCAAUUUCUUCUGCUCAACGAUUUCCGUCUCGCCAUCACGGUUGAAGAGCUCGAGGCUUACGGGACCAUGCUGGUCGAGUUCUACGCCCGUGAGAUCGUCUCACAACAGCAAACAUCAGUCCCCCGACCCAUUCCGGGCUCGGGUUCUGGCUCUCCUACCGACGCCAUGUACAUGCGGACUCGCGACAAGCAUCGCGACCCUGCUCAAUUCGCCCAGACCCCAACCCCCCCUUAA